This is a messenger RNA of Dalotia coriaria, 3053 nucleotides long. RefSeq names its product putative transferase CAF17 homolog, mitochondrial. Gene Ontology annotation, cellular component: mitochondrial matrix. The record is from RefSeq and is a predicted model, not a curated record. Bases 1787 to 2872 code for a protein of 361 amino acids. Gene Ontology annotation, biological process: iron-sulfur cluster assembly. Gene Ontology annotation, molecular function: protein binding; RNA binding. The transcript is spliced from 4 exons. Lineage: Eukaryota; Metazoa; Arthropoda; Insecta; Coleoptera; Staphylinidae.
UUGAAAACCCUGAAAGUAAAGAAGAUUCAUUUUGAUAUCCUGCCCGACUUGGGUAGCAAACAUUUCUAUAAUCCUGUCACCAAAGUGUACGGCAGACAUCCAGCGGGUGUUUUCGUAGAGAAUCUUAAAGUGAACAUGGGUCAUUGGGAUAAAUACAAUGCGUUAAGCGUUUUCGGGCCCGUUCAACACCUCAACUCAAUUAAUAACAAUCACAGCGCAAUUGCUAUCUAUGAAAAGAAGAGCGAUGCUCAAAAAAUUCUGCUUGCUGAAGAGAUUUACAUUAAACACUUUCCUGUGUCUGUCAAGGCUGUUGAUGGCGUAUAUAAGCCAGUUGAGAAACCUAAGUAUGAAGUUGGGAAUACUGUUUACAUAACGGAUAAUGUUGAUCCUACGAACGUUACGAAAGUGAUGAAACAGAUAAACAUAAUGAAGUUGCCCAUUAUUCGAAUUGUUGAAAGUGACAAUUUCUUCAAACCGGCGUUCUUUGUUGAAUUUGAAAAUGCAGAUGACGCCCAAAAAUUCGUGGACGCGACAAUAGAAAUCGACGGAAAAGCAGUGCAUACUGAAUUUUACGAUCCGGCCAAACACGACAAAAGUACCGUACCUGAGGGUAUAGUUUUGGUGCAGAACCUGAAGUUAUUCACAGAGGAAGUUGAUUUGUGGAAGGCUUUCCACGACUUUGGCAAAAUCGCUAAUGUUAAGAUUCUAAUUAAUGGAAAACAACAAUUGAGAUGCGCAUUCGUUGAAUUUAAGGAGGCCGCCGGCUGUAAGAAAGCUGUAGAAGCUAAAGAAAUGGACGUCAAAGGCUCAAUUGUUACGAUUUCUGUGCCCACAACUACUGAGAUCGAUGAACUCCGCAAGAAGAUGAGAUUGAAUAGCCACAAAUUGUAUAACUACGUUCGGUACAACCGUCUUGAUGCACCGGGACGAGGAGGUUUUAAACCAUUCCGAGGAAGUUUCGCAACCAGACGGGGAAGUUUUUCACCAAGGCGAGGAGGUUUUAUGCCAAGCCGAGGAGGGUUUAAACCGUCGCGAGGAGGAAGAGGUUUUGCACCAAUCCGAGGGGGAGGAAGAAUGGCUACACCAACACGAGGAGGAGGAAGAAUGGCUACACCAACACGAGGAGGAGGAAGAGGUUUUGGAUCAGCGCGGGGAGGCAGAUAUAUGCAUUGAAAAUAAUUUUAAUUACUUCUAUACUUCUCUAUACAUCAAAGUUACUUGUAAUAUUUGUUGUUCCAAGUAUUACUUUCAUUAAUUGCAAUGAAUGCCUUGUUAAUGUUAUGGAGGUGUUUAUAAUAAUCAACAAAAAAGUGUGUUAACUGAACUCACAUCUGAGUUAUGAAUGAAUGCACAAGUUAUGGUAAUUGCCUACAGUUAUGUUAGUUAUGGUACUGUAGCUAUCAAUGAAACGCGAAUAUAUAUCCUACAUGCAGCUAAUUGUUUACACAUGAUUUUUUUAAAUUUAAACCUGUUUAAUCUUCAAAAAUAAAGAUUUAAUACUGCUCUCCAAGUGAUUGCCACAUGCUUAUAUGUAUUGUGUAGAUUUAUGAUUCAAUAGCAAUGAAAAAGAAUUGCUAUGUAUGAACAUCAUGUAUCUCCUUGAUACCACAGUACAAUAAUAUGAAUAACAUUGAUUAUAGGUUGAAGUUAUGAAGAAAUGAAUGUCAGUUAGUAAAUCAUUAGAUUAUCUCAAUGUUCAAAUAUUUUAAGGUUAUCAGAAACGUUCUGUAAAUUUUCUGUUUCAAUCAACAACCACAACAAGACAGUUCUUAUCCGGCCACUCACAAUGCAUUUGUCUCGCAUCACACAGUGCUCAAUUCGUUUAAAACCGAAACCUUUCUACAAAUUUUACUCCUCUACAACAACAGAGUCUCCCCUAGUGCAUGAUCAGCCAAAGAACAAUCUAGAACAUUUACAAAACCGUUCGCUGAUUAAAUUAGAUGGCCCUGAUGCAUCUGGAUUAUUACAAGGGUUGAUAACAAAUGAUAUCUACCACUUGCCCCAAGAAACUGGCAAACUUAGCAGUAUCUAUGCCAUGUUUCUCAAUUCAAAAGGAAGAAUCAUAUGUGAUUCCUUAAUAUACUCAAUAGGUGAUAAAGACUCAUAUAUUGUGGAAGCAGAUUCACAAAUAAUUGACAAACUAAUGAAACAUUUAAAGAUGUACAAACUUAAAAAGAAGGUUGAUAUUGAUUUGUUAGAUUCAUACAAAGUUUUUGCACUGUAUGACCCCAAAGAUGACAAAGGACCAGUGCCAAAGCUUCUAGAAUGUUCCAGAGAAUCUUCAAGUAGUGCAACUAAUGGCACAGUUUUGAAAGACAAAUACUUAUUUUCUGAUCCAAGGGUGCCUGCACUUGGUUGUAGACUUCUCACAAAAAACAUUGAAACUAUUCCUCCAGAAUUGUGUGUGAGUAAUGUGAAUCCAACUACUGGUGCGAAUUUUCGAUGGCUUCGAUACACUCUAGGUGUUGGUGAAGGAAUAAUCGAUAUACCGCCACAAAUUUGCUUUCCUCUAGAACACAAUUGUGAUUAUAUGAAUGGCUUGAAUUUACACAAAGGAUGUUAUUUGGGUCAAGAACUAACUGCAAGAACAUAUCACACCGGCAAAAUUCGAAAAAGACUAAUGCCUUUGUUUUUAAAGAAAGAAAUAAACCAACCACCAUCGGAUUUAAGUUUGUAUGAUGAUAAAAAACAAAGUUUAGGAAAAUUACGAGGUGUUCAGUUUAAUGCAGCCUUGGCAUUACUCCGAAUGCAUCUGGUUGUUGAUAUUGAGAUAUCUGUGGGCGAGACUCAUGCAACUACAAAAAUUCCACAUUGGUGGCCUGGAUUCAAGACUGCUAAGCUAAAAGAUGAAAUUGCUGAUAAAUCAUGUUGAAAUCAACAUUAUAAAUAGAAUAUUGUUUCUCUCACAGGGGAUGACUUCACUAGAGAAUGAUCAAACUCCCCAAAAGGAAGAAACAGAUAAAUUAGUAGAGAACUCGACUGAACCUGAAGAAAAUACUGAAGUUGUUGAGGAAAAGAAAUACUUUACAUGCUCGAGUUGUAAUCUACGCGAG